Messenger RNA from Jaminaea rosea, 417 nucleotides. RefSeq lists its product as hypothetical. The coding region runs from base 1 to 417 and encodes 138 amino acids. The record is from RefSeq and is a predicted model, not a curated record. NCBI's taxonomy places the organism in Eukaryota, Fungi, Basidiomycota, Exobasidiomycetes, Microstromatales. The transcript has 2 exons.
AUGCUCGCCAACAUACAACAGAGAAUCGCUACCCUUCUCCUCCUCAUGGUCGCAACAACCUCAGCCGUGGCGGCUGAUCAGGUCAUCGUAGGCUCGUGCUAUGGCGCACGCGCAUGCUCACAACCACCGAGCGGUCCUUACGGCUUCCCAGUGCGCUCCUCCCCUAACCAACCUGGCCCUCUCACCCUCGCCGCUGGCUGCCAGAGCUUCCAUCCCGCCAACACGCCUGGCCUAUUCACCAUCGAAGUUUGCGAUGAGGAGGGUUGCGACGGCAAUUGCAAGACGCUGAAGGCUGAUGAGGCGAGCGAUGCUUGCUAUACGCCACCAGCGAGGGAUGGGAGUGUUGCGAGCCUGUGUCUGACGUGGGAGAGGAAGGGCGGAAAGCAGAAGAUCAUCAUGAUGAGGGAGCUGGAUUGA